AAUUACUCACCCUCAUAUCGUUACAAGCUUGUGUAACCAGUAAUUUUUCUUCAUAUUUUUGUUUAGUGUUGUACAUUCGGAUGUUUCGUUAUAUUUGCUCACAGAUAAUUAUUCAUUCUUGUACUUUUCUUCAAAAGUACUGAGCAGAGCUGCAUGAUUUCAGUUUCUGAAUUUAAAUGCAAAAGUGAAAAAGAUUUCAGAAGAUUAUCAGUGAAUAAUGACUUCAAUUUUUAUGCAUUUUUGGAGUCCGACAGCUGUUCUCAUUGUAAACUAUGAAGGAAAACAUAACAGAAAGGGUAUCCAGAUCAGAUCUGUCUGUUUGCAGUGGAGUGUGUGAGAGUGUGUGUACAUCAUGUCUCCGUCAGUAAGACUAUCCGCUCUCUAAAGCACUAAAUUGGGUGACAGCUGUUGUGUGGGAUCAGUGCGAGAGCCACGAGUCCGGAGCGCCAGGUCAUUAUAAACACACUCUCUUCAUCUAUUCGGUGGGUGAUUCAGGAAAGAAGCGAUGGCCCGUAAAUACAGCAGGAAAGAGUAUCUGUCAGUCAAGGACCUGGAGAAAGUUUUGGACUCGUGUAAGUUAAACUUGCACCAAAUCGAUGAGGUCUGGCCAAACCUGUACAUCGGGAACGUAGGAAUAGCACAGAACCGAAGCGCCCUGCAGAAACUCGGCAUCACUCACAUUCUGAACGCCGCUCACACCAAGAGAGGAAGCAUCGCGGACCAGAACUACUACGGCACUAGUUUUGUGUACUGCGGGAUCCCCGCUGACGACUCCACACACUUCGAUCUGGACGUUUACUUCAAACCGGCAGCAGAUUUCAUUCACAAAGCUCUCAACACUCCUGACGGAAAAGUUCUGGUGCACUGCAUCAUGGGAAUGAGCCGAUCCUCGUCGCUGGUGCUGGCCUACCUGAUGCUCUAUCACGACAUGCCUCUGCACGCGGCUAUACGGCGCGUCAUCCAGAAACGAGCCAUCUAUCCCAACAGGAACUUCCUGGCUCUGCUGCUGGACCUGGACCUGCAGAGGAAGAAGAAGCACAGACGAUGUGUCCUGCUCUGAGUAAACAGCUACAGGACUGAUCACGUGAUGAACGAUCGUAACACUGCGUCCUAACCAAGCGCUUUGAUACUCCACACUGAAAGCGAAAACAUGAAUGCAAUCGAUAUGUGAUGCCUACAGUAACGUGGAGCUGGAAUUUGGACCAAUGAGAUCUGAUUGUGGGCGGAGCUUAUGCAAAAGAAAAAGUUAUUUUCUUUUCUUAAAGCAAUAGUUUACCAUAAAAUGAACAUUUGCUAAAUAUGUCCUCACCCUCAGGUCAUCCUAAUGAGUUUGUUUCGUUAUCAUAUUUGGAAAAAUUAAGCAUUUCACCAAUGGAUGCUCUGCAGUGAAUGGGUGCCGUCAGAAUGA
Molecule: messenger RNA, 1408 nt
Organism: Cyprinus carpio (common carp)
Lineage: Eukaryota; Metazoa; Chordata; Actinopteri; Cypriniformes; Cyprinidae
Product: dual specificity protein phosphatase 13A
Biological process (GO): protein dephosphorylation; negative regulation of MAPK cascade
Cellular component (GO): cytoplasm
Molecular function (GO): protein tyrosine/serine/threonine phosphatase activity; MAP kinase phosphatase activity
Source: RefSeq, a predicted model, not a curated record